AUGAUUCAUUGCUUUCAACAAAGUCAACAGAUCGAAAGAAAGAAGGCUCUAUGUCUAUCCUAUUUUAUCUAUCUAUCUAUCUAUCUAUCUAUCUAUCUAUCUAUCUAUCUAUCUAUUUCAAUCUUCAUUAUCUAUCUAUCUAUCUAUUUCAAUCUGUUCACUAUCUACCUAUAUUCAUUAUCUGUCUAUGCAUAUAAUCACGGUCUGUUCUUAUUCAUAUCUAUCAUCUAUCUAUCUAUCUAUCUAUCUAUCUAUCUAUCUAUCUAUGUCCAUAUCUAUCUAUCUAUCUAUCUAUCUAUCUAUCUAUCUAUCUAUCUAUGUUCAUUAACUAUCUAUAGUAUCACAGUUUGUUCAUUAUCUAUCUAUCUAUCUAUCUAUCUAUCUAUCUAUCUAUCUAUCUCAGCCUGUUCACUAUCUACCCAUAUUCAUUAUCUGUCUAUAUUAUCACGGUCUGUUCAUUAUCUAUCUAUCUAUGUUAUUCUAUCUAUCUAUGUAAGGCUCUUUAUCUAUCUAUCUAUCUAUCUAUCUAUCUAUCUAUCUAUCUAUCUAUCUAUCUAUCUAUGUCUGUUCACUAUCUAUCUAUCUGUUUGUCUAUCUAUCUGUCUUUUGUUCAUUAUCUAUCUAUCUAUCUAUCUAUCUAAUUAUCUAUCUAUCUAUCUAUCUAUCUAUCUAUGUAAGGCUCUUUAUCUAUCUAUCAAUCUAUCUAUCUAUCUUGCAAAAAAAUCACUCAUAUAA
This is a messenger RNA of Acanthosepion pharaonis, 735 nucleotides long. The record is from the annotation of a GenBank genome assembly. Lineage: Eukaryota; Metazoa; Mollusca; Cephalopoda; Sepiida; Sepiidae.